AUGCCUGGUCCUCUUGGUUUUCCAUUUAUUGGCAUUGCCCAUAAACUAUUUAAAUUAUCAGAUGUUCUAUACGAGCUUCCAAAAUACGCUAACCAAUAUAAAGCGAAGACUUACUUUACGUGGCUUGGAACGCAUCCAUUUCUAUACACAAUGGAUCCUAAGAUAGCUGAAAUAAUUCUAAGUUCUCCAGAUUGCCUUGACAAGUCUAAGAUUUAUGAUGCCAUUACUGAGAUAAUUGGACCUGGUAUUCUUACAAUAAAAGUUCCAGAUUGGAAUCACCAUCGAAAACUUUUGAAUCCAGCACUAAGCCACAAAGUUUUAUUAGGCUUCUUUCCAAUAUUUCAAAAACAUAUUGCCGAAUUUUGUAAAAAGCUAGAUGAAAAUAUUGAGUGUGGUGAAAUUGAUGUGAAGGAUUUAAUAUGCAAUCUUUCGCUAAGUACAUCGGUUGAAACCACGAUGGGCCUAAAAUUUGAUGAACAAUCUGACACAGAUUUUUUGGAAAAAUGUGAAAGAAUGUUGGCUAUAACUACUCAACGUGUAUUAAAUCCUCUACUAGCUAAUUCAAUCAUUUUUCGUACAACCAAUUUGGCUAAAUCAUAUUCUGAACUCAAAAAAAGUGUUCUUGGAUUUGCUCAUGAUCUUCUUAUGAAGAGAAUUAAAAAUAUUGAACAAAACCAUCCAGAAGAUAAACCCAACCAUAAUAUUUUUAUAGACCAUGUCAUUAAGAUUCAUCAAAAUAAUGGAUAUACAUUUGAUGAAAUUAUAUCAGAAGCGAAUCUAAUGGUCUUUGCAGCCUUUGAAACUACAGCAACAUCGAUGUUUUCAACCUUAAUGCUUUUGGCUAUGCACCCAGAGUAUCAAGAAAAAGUUUUCGAAGAACUACUUGUUGUUUUCCCCGAAAAAGAAUUCAAUGUAAAGUAUGAAGACUUCAGAAACUUGAUCUAUUUGGAAAUGUGCAUUAAUGAAACAUUGAGGAUUUUCUCCUCAAUUCCAUUGAUUGCGAGAAAUUGUUCAAAAGAUGUACCCAUAACAAAUGAUAUUGUUAUUCCAAAGGGAACACAAAUAUUGAUUGACAUAUUCAAUAUUCAAAGGGACGAAGAUACUUGGGGACCUGAUGCCAGAGAAUUUAAUCCUGACCAUUUUCUACCAUCGAAUCUAGCUGGUCACCACAGCUACUCAUUUAUACCAUUUUCAAAGGGACCAAGGAACUGCAUAGGUUGGCAAUACGCAAGAAUGUUUUUGAAAAUAGCGCUAGCCCAAGUCUUACGAAAAUAUCGGUUUACAACAAAGUUUAAGUUUAAUGACAUAAGGUGUGUGGAGCACAUAACCUUGCGUUACGAAACGUUACCGUUAUUAGAAGUUCAUAGGAGAUAA
Messenger RNA from Eupeodes corollae, 1374 nucleotides. RefSeq names its product probable cytochrome P450 313a4. Lineage: Eukaryota; Metazoa; Arthropoda; Insecta; Diptera; Syrphidae. Bases 1 to 1374 code for a protein of 457 amino acids. The transcript has 8 exons. The record is from RefSeq and is a predicted model, not a curated record. Gene Ontology annotation, molecular function: oxidoreductase activity, acting on paired donors, with incorporation or reduction of molecular oxygen; iron ion binding; monooxygenase activity.